UCUGUGUUCUCAGACCUCAAGGUUCUCAGCAACAUGAAGCCAGCAGGUGCCUUUCUGCUUUUGAUCAGCCUGGCCUGUUUGUUCCUCUCUGUAGAUGCUGUGAGCCAAGGAGGGUUUCAGGCAUUUUGCAACAACUAUGAGAAGACACUGGCCACAGAUGGAAAAUCAUGCCCAAAGAUCCACAAGCCAGUGUGCGGCACUGAUGGGAAAACUUACCAAAAUCGCUGUGAAUUCUGUCAAACAGCCAUGGAAAGAAGUGUUGGAAAGCUUGGUUUCAAACAUGAAGGAAAAUGCUGA
Rattus rattus (black rat) is the source of this 297-nucleotide messenger RNA. Its product is annotated as serine protease inhibitor Kazal-type 12. The transcript has 4 exons. Gene Ontology annotation, molecular function: protein binding; serine-type endopeptidase inhibitor activity. Bases 34 to 297 code for a protein of 87 amino acids. Lineage: Eukaryota; Metazoa; Chordata; Mammalia; Rodentia; Muridae. The record is from RefSeq and is a predicted model, not a curated record.